GGGACGCCGUCGUGGUUCGUAGUGGUGAGGCUACCGAGGGCCGGUGGCGGGGCUGCGGGCCUUUAUGUAAAGGGGUGUUUUUGUGUCGUUGCAGGCAGCUCGCGAGGAGCCUUCCUGCUGGCGAACGGGGCAGCCUUCGCAGCGCUCCCCGCUGGGGUGCGUUUGUUGUUCGGGGCGGGCUGACGUCGCUCCCGUUCCUUCCUCCCUGCAGCAGGGGUAGCCGAGCCGCUUUCCGAGCCGUCGCCGCGAGCCGGCUUCGUGUGUGCCCCGAGAUUGCCGUCGGCUCCUUUUCUUCUGAGGCCUUGCUGAGUUUUAAUUAUUUAAAGGGCCUGCUUUUACAAAAUGCUGAGGGCACGAUGACCAGCGUUUACAAGCUGGUGUAAUGAACAGUGGGGCUGAUGAUGAAGAUGACAUCUAUUCCACGUCAGUCAUUUGGAGGUCAUCUCAUGGUCACCUGCAAAAUAAAGGAAAACAUGAGGAUGUUUCUCAGAAGCAAUGAGAUUAAGUGGAUCAGCUGGUGUGCUGUGCCUAGUGGAAAGAAGCUUAUUUAAAUUAAGAGGAGCAGAGAACCUGUGUCUCAGUACUAAAGGAAGAUGGACUCCACAGAAGACCUUGACUAUCCUCAAAUCAUCUUUCAAUACAGCAAUGGAUUUUUAGUCUCAAAGGUUAUGUUCACUGCCUGUGAGUUAGGAGUGUUCGAUCUUCUGCUGGAGUCAGGACAACCUCUAUCUUUAGAUGUCAUUGCUGCACGCUUGGGUACAAGCAUCAUGGGGAUGGAAAGACUUCUGGAUGCCUGUGUGGGAUUGAAGCUUUUGGCAGUAGAGCUGAGACGAGAAGGAGCCUUCUACAGAAACACAGAAAUUUCCAAUAUCUACCUUACGAAGUCAAGUCCCAAGUCUCAGUAUCAUAUUAUGAUGUAUUACUCCAACACCGUCUACUUGUGCUGGCACUACCUGACUGAUGCUGUGAGAGAAGGAAGAAAUCAAUAUGAAAGAGCUUUUGGCAUUUCAUCUGAAGACCUCUUUGGAGCCAUGUACAGAUCAGAAGAAGAAAUGCUGAAGUUCUUGGCUGGCCAGAACUCAAUCUGGAGUAUAUGUGGCAGAGAUGUACUUACUGCAUUUGACCUUUCUCCUUUCACACAGAUUUAUGACCUGGGAGGUGGUGGAGGAGCUCUGGCCCAAGAAUGUGUUUUCUUGUAUCCAAAUUGCACAGUCACAGUUUAUGACCUGCCCAAAGUUGUACAAGUGGCCAAAGAGCGAUUGGUUCCCCCAGAGGAGCGACGGAUUGCCUUUCAUGAAGGAGAUUUUUUUAAAGAUUCAAUCCCUGAAGCUGACCUCUACAUUUUAUCAAAGAUACUGCAUGAUUGGGAUGAUGAAAAAUGUGGGCAGCUGCUGGCAGAAGUUUAUAAGGCCUGCAGACCUGGUGGUGGAGUGCUACUGGUUGAAUCACUCCUGAGAGGAGACAGAAGCGGACCUGUGGAAACCCAGCUGUAUUCAUUGAACAUGUUGGUGCAGACAGAAGGAAAGGAACGAACAGCAGCUGAGUACAGCGAGCUCCUUGGGGCAGCUGGCUUCAGGGACGUCCGAGUCAGGAGAACUGGAAAAAUCUAUGAUGCUGUUCUGGGGAGGAAAUGAUAGUGUCUUUUAUUCUGUAUUACUAAGUACACGUGGACAAAUGUGAUAUUCUUUUCGUAGAAGGCUAUUAUAGAUGUAGUUUUUAUUGAAGGAAGUCAACUUCUCUAGCUGAUUAUCAGGAGAAUCAUUAAUAAUACACUUUCAGUGUGGAUAGGUUGUGAAUUCAGCAGCCUGACUAGGGCUUGCCUUUGGAUCUGAAUAGCACAGAGAGAACUUGACAUCUGUUCCACAGUAAAUUACCCAUGAAAGAAAUGUGUAGUGUUGCUGCUAACCACUUUACAUAUUUUUCUUCUUUUUUAUUUUAAGUUUAACAGAGUACCUGACAAAAGCGAAGCUGAAUUUUCAUUUGUGGAUUCCGGCAUAAUAAA
This is a messenger RNA of Centrocercus urophasianus (Greater sage-grouse), 2002 nucleotides long. RefSeq names its product acetylserotonin O-methyltransferase (gene ASMT). NCBI's taxonomy places the organism in Eukaryota, Metazoa, Chordata, Aves, Galliformes, Phasianidae. Gene Ontology annotation, molecular function: acetylserotonin O-methyltransferase activity. Gene Ontology annotation, biological process: melatonin biosynthetic process; methylation. The record is from RefSeq and is a predicted model, not a curated record. Bases 594 to 1634 code for a protein of 346 amino acids. The transcript has 10 exons.